Oryza sativa Japonica Group (Japanese rice) is the source of this 1015-nucleotide messenger RNA. NCBI's taxonomy places the organism in Eukaryota, Viridiplantae, Streptophyta, Magnoliopsida, Poales, Poaceae. The record is from RefSeq and is a predicted model, not a curated record.
GCUUCCUCCUCCUUCCCCAACUUGCCUCCAAUUCCAAGUUCCAACCCUCCACCUCCCUAUAUAACACAGCUCUUCCCACCCCGUCAAAUCCCACGACUCAAAACCACCAAAACUCACCAAGCAAAGCACCAGCGAGGAAGAACAAGAAGGAAGGUGAAGAGAAGCCGCGUUUUGUUUCUCGCGAAAGUGUUUGUUGAUAUGGCGAUGGAGGGGAAGAGCAGGAGGUUCGCGGUGGCGUGCGGGGUGCUCAGCCAGUACGUGAGGGCGGAGCAGAAGAUGGCGGCGGCGGCGGGGGCGGCACCGGCGAGGGCGGUGACGACGCUGAGCCUGAUGCCUGGGGCGGAGGUGGUCGUCGAGGAGGAGGAGCGGAGGGAGGUUGGGGAGGAGGAGGCGGGGCCAGCGACGGCGCCGGCCGCGCCGCUGACCAUCUUCUACGGUGGGAGGAUGGUCGUCUUCGAGGACUUCCCCGCGGACAAGGCGGCGGAGGUGAUGCGCAUGGCCUCCUCCGGGAUGGCGGCGGCGCCGGCUCAGCGGGAGGGCGCCGCGCUCGCGGACAUGCCCAUCAUGAGGAAGGCGUCGCUGCAGCGGUUCUUCGCCAAGCGCAAGGACCGCCUCGCGGCGACCACCCCCUACGCCCGCCCGUCGCCGGCGGAGACCAAGGCCUCCGAGCCGGAGGAGAAGAAGACGCCCACCUCAUGGCUGGACCUCGCCGCCUCCGCCUCCGCCGCCGCGCGCCGUGACAGCCUCACCAUCGCGCUGUGAUCUGCGCGGCUUUGACCAAAAACGACUUAAGACGCGCGCGCGCUCUCAGCGCGCAAGAGGAUUGAUUCACUUUGCUCAUACCCAUGGCGACGUAGAGUUUUUACCGCUUUUGCUAUACUUCUUUGUAAAAUUCGAUAGGGAGAUUGAAUUGAUGGGAAACCCCUUGUGCCUGUUCUUUUUUGUCCCACUGUAUCAAAUAUUCUUUCCUGUGCAAAUUAAGCCAACUUUUUAGUUGUUACCUCAACAAAAAAAA